UCACUUUUGAGUUUUAGAUUUUUUGUAUAUAAGUAGGUUGUAUGAUUAUUUUUAUCCCUUUUUUGUCAGUCAUUGGUAUUGGCGAAUAUACAAUUGGAUCAUAUCUUCGGAGUGUAUAUUUAACAUUGUGAAUAUUAUGUAAUUUUCUUAUUGGUUUUAAUAUAAUUGCUUGACCGACUCUCGAGUCUCGACAUGUAUAAGUUAUUUGAGUAACUGAUGCGUAUCAAUGGAACAAAGCAAGUCCAGUUUAUUCUUAUUAUUAGUUUGUCUUUUUACGUUCAUCAAGCGACAACCAACAAUUUGAUACCCAAUUAGUGAUAUAACCAUCUAACUGUAUGUGAAUAUAAAUCUCUGGAUAUCUAAGUUUACCAACUCGAACUACAUUGAAAUAAUAAUAUUAAUAAACACAACUGAUUAUUAUAUAAUUGAUAUUAUUUUAUUAAAUAUAUAUUAAAAUUUUGAAAAUAUAACUUUUUUGGAAAUAAGCAAGAUGACUCAAAUAAAGAACAAUUUAACCUUUUCCACGUCAUCAGCCAGUUGGAAAUCAGCAAGAUGACUCAAAUAAGGCAGAACUCAAACCGUUUAUUGUCUACCGGUUAAUCGAUGCUUUCAAUAAACCAACUUCUCAUAUUAAUUAAUUAUGGCCAAGAAAAUAAAAUAAAAAAUCGCCAUAAAAUUUCUCAGAGGCGACGGGAAAAAAAGUUCAGUCUGGGUUGCUUGUUGCUUCCUUGAUCCUUCUCAUGGAGAUUCUCCAACCCACCUCUAACGGUCACCGCAAAAGGAAGCCUGACGAUGCACUCUCUCUCGCCUCCGAGGCAAAGCGGCUUCGAAACUCAUCGAAAGUCACCGACUUUUCUCACCCCUUUGCCGUCACCAACAUGCUCGAAGCUCUAGACGGCGGCAAGUUCGGGAGCGUCACCAAAGAGUUGGAAGAGGUGGCUAACCUGAGGAUGGAGCUCGUGAAGCGUUGCGUCUGGCUUUAUCCUUCGCUGGCACAUACUGUGUUUGGAGCAGACGAUGGUCAGGAGGAGCUUGUGAGCUUGGAGAAUCAGCUGGCUUUGGAUUCUGUCAUCGACUUGGAUGGUGGUGAUGGUACUGAGAAAGCUCUGUGUGUGGUUCCUUCCACUGAGAUUGUUAUUCUUGAUUCUGAUGAUGAUGAGGAUGAGGGUGUUGAGAGUGAGAAGCCUAAGUAUCCGUUUCAGUCAAGUCUUGUGCAGCAUCAGAAGAGUCAAGGUGAUGUGCAGCUUGUGACUCCGCAGUUUGCUUUUGAGGAGGUUGUUUUGGGGAAGGGGAAGGAGAUGUCUUGUGCCAUUACGGCCUUGGUGGAGGGGCAAAGUAGCAGAGGUAACCUCCUUGCUUUAGAAAACGGUAUGGCUAUUGACAAAGAAAGGAAGAGAGAAAAGGUUCUUGCCAUUGAAAAUGGUGUGGUCAAUGAUAAGGGUGUCUAUGUGGGCGUUGAGGAAGAUGAAAGUGGUGAUGAGUCUGAAGCAGCAGAUGAGGAUCUUGGUAAUAUCUGGAGUGAAAUGGCUAUGUCAAUAGUGUGUUCCAAGGAUGUAGAUAAUUCACGUAAUGAAUCAAAGACUGAUGAAGUGGAAGACUGUGAGCACUCCUUUAUACUGAAGGACGACAUGGGUUAUGUUUGCCGUGUCUGCGGAGUUAUUGACAAAAGCAUCUUAGACAUCAUUGAUGUGAACUUCAGCAAAGCGAAAAGAAGCACGAGAACAUAUGCUUCUGAAGCUCGGAUGAAAAAGUUUGGGGAAUCAGAUUUUGAGAUCAAGUUAUCUGAAGAAGGGCUGAUGAUAGGUGGACUUUCUGCUCAUCCAACGCAUGCAAACAAGAUGAAGCCUCAUCAGAUUGAAGGGUUCCAGUUCCUUUGCAGCAACUUAGUAGCAGAUGAGCCUGGUGGUUGUAUCAUGGCUCAUGCUCCAGGUUCUGGAAAAACCUUCAUGAUCAUCAGUUUCAUGCAGAGCUUCCUUGCAAAGUAUCCUCAGGCUAAGCCACUGGUUGUGCUUCCAAAGGGGAUUUUGUCUACAUGGAAAAGAGAGUUUGUGAGAUGGCAAGUCGAAGACAUUCCACUUCUUGACUUCUACAGUGCUAAAGCAGAGAACCGUGCACAGCAGCUGGCUAUAUUGAAACAGUGGAUGGAGAAGAAGAGUAUCUUGUUUCUCGGGUACAAGCAGUUCUCAACCAUUGUCUGUGAUGAUACAAGUACCGACUCACGUUCUUGCCAGGAGAUAUUGCUGAAAGUACCCUCGAUCCUCAUUUUGGAUGAAGGACACACUCCAAGAAACGAGGACACGAAUGUACUGCAGUCCCUUGCUCAAGUCCAAACACCAAGGAAAGUUGUUCUAUCAGGAACGCUUUAUCAGAACCACGUAAAGGAGGUUUUCAACAUUCUGAACCUGGUUCGACCCAAGUUCCUCAAGUUGGAUACCUCCAAGUCUAUCGUUAAAAGGAUCUUGAGUCGUGCUCCUAUAUCCGAUGUCAGGUCUCAUCUGGGAGGCAGUUCAGAUGUAUCCGCGGCUUUCAACGAGAUCGUGGAGCACACGCUGCAGAAGUGCCAGGAUUUCAAGAUGAAAAUCAACAUGAUCCAAGAUUUGAGGGAGAUGACAAAGAAGGUGCUUCACUACUAUAAAGGAGACUUCUUAGAUGAGCUUCCUGGGCUUGAUGAUUUCACUGUGGUUCUCAAUCUGUCUCCAAGGCAGUUGACUGAAGUGAAGAAGUUGAGGCGCGAGAAAAGGAAAUUCAAGGUCUCAGCUGUGGGGAGUGCGAUUUACCUUCAUCCGAAGCUAAACGCUUUCUCUGAAAAGACGGAUAACGUCUCUGAUACAACAAUGGACGAGAUGCUAGAGAAGCUAGAUGUGAAUGAAGGCGUGAAAGCGAAGUUCUUCCUAAACUUGAUAGACCUGUGUGACUCAGCAGGUGAGAAGCUCUUGGUGUUCAGCCAGUAUCUCGUGCCUCUGAAGUUUCUUGAGAGACUAGCUGCUCUAGCUAAGGGAUGGAAGCUAGGGAAAGAAGUGUUUGUUCUUACAGGAGAAUCCAGCUCUGAGCAGCGUGAGUUGUCUAUGGAGAGGUUCAACAAUUCGCCAGACGCCAAAGUGUUCUUCGGUUCGAUAAGAGCUUGUGGAGAAGGUAUCUCUCUGGUUGGAGCAUCUCGGAUUCUGAUUCUUGAUGUGCCUCUAAACCCUUCAGUGACACGGCAAGCGAUAGGGAGAGCUUUUAGACCAGGACAGACGAAGAAAGUGCAUGCGUACAGAUUGAUAGCUGGGUCAUCACCUGAGGAAGAGGAUCACAACACUUGCUUCAAAAAGGAAGUCAUCUCGAAGAUGUGGUUCGAGUGGAAUGAGUACUGUGGAUUCAGGAACUUUGAGGUAGAGACAAUCGAUGUGGAUGAUGCUGGUGAUAUGUUCCUUGAAAGUCCUGCCUUACGUGAAGACAUAAGAGUUCUCUACAAAAGGUAAACCGAAGCAAUUGCUGACGGAAACUUGUUCUUGUGGCUUUAGACAUGCUUUAGGUUUUAGAAACCUGUCAAUAAGACUAACUUCGGGUAGUUCCUUUUGCUCUUUUAUGAAAGAUUGUUGAAUCUUUUGGACAUGCUUGUGGUUUUGUUUCAUAAAGUAGAGAGCUUCUAGUGUUCUUUUGAUGUUAAACCCUUUGGCCUUAUUUUCCUCUUAAUUCA
Molecule: messenger RNA, 3679 nt
Organism: Brassica rapa (field mustard)
Lineage: Eukaryota; Viridiplantae; Streptophyta; Magnoliopsida; Brassicales; Brassicaceae
Product: protein CHROMATIN REMODELING 35
Biological process (GO): gene silencing by siRNA-directed DNA methylation
Molecular function (GO): ATP binding
Source: RefSeq, a predicted model, not a curated record